GCCGGCAGCGGCGGCGGUGGCGGCGAGAAGCUGCGAUAACUGCCUUUUGGGCUGGUGGUGUGGCUUCGUGGGAAGGGCGUUGUUACUAACCCCCUUUCCAGGCAGCCCCCGGGGCUCGGGGCUGAGAGCGGCCGUGGUGCCGCCUCCCCGGGCCCCUUGGCUCCGCCAUGUUCCGCAGGGCACGCCUUAGUGUGAAGCCCAAUGUCAGGCCUGGUAUCGGCGCUAGGGGCUCCACCGCCCCCAGUCUCCCUCGUGGACCGGAGCGUCCCAGGUCGCCGGAGCCUGCAGCAGCCCCUGCUCCGCAGCCUGCAGCGGCCUCUGCUCCGAAGCCAGCGGAGCCCACAAAUGUGCCCCCAGUGGAUUUCGAGAGGGGGGCGCCCCAAGAAAAGGUUCCCAGGAGCAGUGAUGAAAAGACUGAUGGUGAGAAUGAUGUUGAAGAAUCCAGUAAGUCUUCCUCUACUGUUCCACAAAGAAGAAAACGAAUAUCAAGUACUUCUAGUCUGAUUAAACCUAGUGUCAGUGUUCCUUCAGAACCUCAUUCCUUAUCGACAGUUAAUCAAGAAGUUCCACAGCCAAGCCCCAUUCCAACAAAAGAAAAACAGCUGUGCUCAGACAGAUACAGAAUAUAUAAAGCCCAGAAACUGAGGGAAAUGUUGAAAGAAGAAUUGAGAAAAGAGAAGAAACAGUGGAAGAACAAAUAUGCUGUAAAUGAAAGUCAGAGGCCACCAGAUCGUUCAAAAAUGACAAUGAGAGACUUCAUAUAUUACUUGCCGGAUAACAAUCCAAUGACUUCUUCACUGGAACAAGAAAAGAAAACUGAAAAAUUGACACCAGUCCAGGCAAGAGAACAAGAAGGUAAGAGUACUACUGAUGCUGAAGAUAAUGAAGAAAUGGAAGAAGAGACUGAUGAUGGGCCAUUGCUGGUUCCUCAAGUAAAGGUGGCAGAAGAUGGUUCUAUUAUUUUGGAUGAAGAAAGUUUAACUGUAGAAGUUUUAAGGACAAAAGGCCCCUGUGUUGUUGAGGAAAAUGACCCUAUAUUUGAGCGUGGUUCUACAACUACAUACUCCAGCUUCAGGAAAAACUAUUACUCUAAACCAUGGUCAAAUAAAGAAACAGAUAUGUUUUUUUUAGCCAUCAGCAUGGUAGGAACGGACUUUUCUAUGAUUGGACAGCUUUUUCCUCACAGAGCAAGGAUAGAAAUUAAGAAUAAAUUUAAACGUGAAGAGAAAACAAAUGGGUGGAGAAUAGACAAAGCAUUCCAGGAAAAGCGCCCCUUUGACUUCGAUUUUUUUGCCCAUUUACUUCAGAAAGUUCUUGCUGAAGAAGAGAAAAGAAAACAAAAAUCAGUUAAAAAUCACUCUUUAAAAGAGAAGAAAUCUUCAAAACAAUGGAAAAAGGCAAAAGUGAAAAAACUUGCCAAUAAAGGAGUGAAUGAUGAUCCAGAUGAGUCUGUGAGUACUAAUAUUUCAGACACAGAAGAAUCUCAACAGGAUGUGCGGACAGUUGAAGAAAAACCACCGUCUCUGACUUUAUCGGAACAGGAUUCAGAACAGAUUGCAUUAGAACCAGAUCUAAAUCAAAAGAAAAGGAGAAGGGAGAAUGAAGAAGAAACUGAUGAACAGGAAGUAGAAAAUCUUUCAGGAAAUGCCACUGUUCAGUCAGACUCUUCUAUUGGAGAAGAACACAAGAAUGAAUUUCAGUCUGUAAGACCUGAGGUAAAUGAAAGUGAAUACAAUAAGGAACUGAAGCUUUCCUGCUUACAGAACAUAGAUGACGGUGUGGGCUUGUCUUCCAUUGAAAAAGUUGUGAAAAUAACUGACCCUGUCCUUUCAUCAAGUAGUCAACAGAAUGCCAUGAUACUAGCCACUGAGUCUUCAGAAUCAAGCGCUUCAGAUUUGCGUUCUUCAGAAGUUGAAACCAGAGCAUUGUCUGUGGUGAAUAAUGGUGAGAGUAAUUGUACAAAAGAAACAAAUGAUGACCUAAAAAGUAAAUCACUGGAAACUGAUCAAACAGAAAAUGUUAAACCGAUGGUGAGAGGACGACUCCAAAGACCUAAACCAAAUUUAUCGAGAGCAGUUGAGAAGAAAUCAGUUCUUUCACAAGAUAAAACAGAUGCAGAAAACAAGAGUUCACAUUCAGAAACUUCAGGUGCAAAGAAUCUUCCAGAGAAGGAUAAAAUGAAUACAUUUGACACUUUUGGAAAGGAGAAUACAGAAAGUGAAAACACAGAAGCCGAGAUUGUAUCUAAAUUGAGUGAAAAAAUAUGUUUGCAGGAAGAUAAUCAACCAAAGGCUUUCAGACCUGCACGACUAAUGAGGGGCCGGUUGCAAAGGCCAAAGCCAAAUGUAGGUAAAGCUGCUGAAAGAAAAGAAAUUCUGACAUCACAGGAACCAAUUGGGGCUGAUGAAAAAAGGAAUGAAAAGAAUUCCUGUAUUGGUAAAGAUACUUCACAACAAAUGGAAAAUCAGUCAUGUAAAACCUUUGAUUGUGGAGAUAUCACAUCACAGUCUGAGAAAAAAGAUACUUCAUUUCAAAAUGUGCAGCCAGAUGAACCCAAGACUCUUUGUGAAUGUCUAAGCAUUCAAGAGGAUAAUGAAGCAAAUACACACAAACCAGUCCCAAUUCUAAGGACUCAGUUUCAGAAACCAAGGCCAAAUAUAGGAAGAGGAACUGGAAUAAAAGACAUUUCUUCAAGGGAAGGAGUACCAGGGGAGAUUCUUGCCUCUGGGGAAAUGGAAGCAGCUUUGGGAGAAAUUGCAAGUCUGGAAACCUCACCAAGAGGGAAGGUACCAGUGGAGGCUAAUGCUAAGGAAAUGAAGGCAGAUUUAAAUGAAAUUGGGAGAAGAGACAUCUCUCCUGAGGAGAAGAUACCAGAAAGGAUUGACGCCACUAUGGAAGUGAAGACAGAUUUCAAAGGAACUGGAAGUGAGAUUUCCCCAGGGGAGAAGAUAGCAGAGGUGAUUGAUGCCACUGAAGAAAGAGAGACAGAUUUAGAAGAAACUGAAAGAAGAGAAAUAUCCCUGCAGGAAAAGGCCCAACAGGAGGUCAAGACUAUAAUUGAAAUGGAAAUAGAUUUAAAAGAAACUGGAAGAGAAAUUUCCCCAAGGGAGAAGAUACCAUAUGUAAUUGAUGCUACCGAGGAGAGAGAGACAGAUGUGAAAGAAACUGGAGGAAGAGAAAUAUCCCCAUGGGAAGGAGUGAUAAAAGAGGUCAAGACUGCAGGUGAUAUGGAGACAGAGUUGGAAGAAACUGAAAGAGAAAUAUCACCAUGGGAAAGGACUCCACAAGAACUCAAGACUGUAGGUGAAAUGGAGACAGUUAGGCAAGAAAUUGGAAGCAAAAUUUCCCUGAGAAAAAUGGUACUAGAGGAGGUCAGUGCCAUUGGAAAAAGAGAGUUUGAUUUGAAAGAAACUGGAAAAAGAGACAUUUCCUUGAUGCAGAAGGUAUCAGGAAAGACUGCCAUUGAGGAACUAGAGGGAAAUUCGAAAGAAACUGAAAUAGAAAUUUCCUUGAGGAAAAGAGAAUCAGAAGGGAUCAGUGGUACUGAGGAAAUAGUGGCAGAUUUGGAAAAAACUGGAAAUGUGUAUAUUCUUUCAAGGGAAAAUGAAGCAGAGGAGAUUGGUACCUUGAGACAAACUGAGACAAAUUUAAUGCAGAACAGUAGCGGUGACUGCAGCCCUAUUUCUUCACUAGAUAUAAAAAAUAUUACCAGUGAAAUACUGUCGGAGGUGCAUAUUUCUGUAGGAGAAAAAAGAAAUGCCGAAAAGGAAGUAUCAAGUCAGUUAAGUCAUUUGAAGAAUUCUUUACGGUCUUCUGAACUUUGUAAGACAGAAGACCAGCUGAUGCAAUCUCUAGAUGUUCAAGAGCAGUUUUCAGAUAUUAAUUUAAGCACAUCUCUUGUUCAAGAACAGAAACCAUUUGAAGUUAAACCAGCACCUUUUGUGAGAAGUCGAUUCAAAAGACCAAAACCAAAUUUAGCAAGAGCAGCGUUAAAGAGAGAGACUACAGAAGCAGAAAAGUGUGUACCUGGGAAGAAGUUAGAAACUGAUAAAAUGGAAACUGUUGUGAUGCAACAAAACAGUGAAAAAACUAAUGCACUUCCUUCUCAAGAUGAUGUGGCUUCCCUGAUGAUAUCAAAAGAAAAAGACAAAUCCUGUCACAGGAAGGAGGCUGUGGUAUUACCAUUUAUACAGACUGAAAAACUUUCACUUUCCAAAUCUUGUGAACCUAAAGAGGAGUCUCAGUCUGUACAAUCCCAGGAGAAAGAUUCAGUUGCUUCUACGGGGACUCAGUGUAUAAAUACUUCCCAAAGAGAAAUGAAGGAAAGUGUUAUCCAAACUGCCCAACCAGUAAGGGGCCAACUUCUGAGACCCAGACCAAACAUAAGAAAGAAUGAACAGGGACAAGUAGCAGAAAAAAGUGAAGCCAAAGGCAUAAUUAAGGAAGAAAGAAGAGUACUACAAAAAGAUGGUGCUAAAAAGAAAUUCUUCUCUGUGCCAAAUUGUCAGAUUAGCUCUGAAAUCGAAGUUGUAUCCUCCGAAGUUUCUGAAUGCAGAAUGUGUGAAAAUCAAAAUCCUGUAGUUCUUGUAGAAAACCUGCAUAUUAACAGAAGAAAUGCUUUAGAUGAAAAGAUAAGAGAUGAACAUAAACCUUAUAUUCCUAGUCCAGUACUGAUGUUAAGAAGGCAAUUCCAAAAGGCUAAGCCAAAUUUGGGAAGGGCACACAGUAAGAAAGAGGAAGCAGCUAUAGAAAAAGACAAAGCACAUCAGAGUGAGAUGAGAAAGCCAGAAGAUAAUUUGAUUCUGCAAGGAGAUUCUGACACCCAAUUCCUUCUAAAAAUAUUUCUUUUGAAAUUUAAGGAAAAAACUGAGCUUCUGGAAUCUCUAGAAGUUUCAGCAAGAAAAGAUGGUAUAAGUUCCAAAGAAACUGUUUUGGCCAAAAAUGAUGCUCAGUCAGAAGAACUUGGAACAUCAGGAAGUGUUGGAGAGAAAAUUCUAGAGGCUAAUUCUUUGGCUUCUGUUUUUGAAGAGCAAUAUCUCAAUAAACAAACAAGAAUUACUCUGGAUCGAAGAACAGCUAUCUCUUCUGCCUCUGAAUGUGAGACAGAUCAUAGUGAAAGGAGAAUACAUCGAAAGAUCAAACCAAAUGUCACCAAAGGGCGUGGAUCAAAACGAAUUCGGAGUAAGUGCUCUAAGAAGGAACCUAGAAGUUCUAAGUCCACACUGGUGACUCUUCGGGCUUCCCAGGAAGAAGAGGAUGAUGCUGCUGAAGAUUUUGAGUCUGAAUAUGAAGAAGAAAACUAUCAUCUUGCCCCAGAAGAAGUGAACAAAGCUCCAGUCUUUGUGCCUGUAGGUCUCAGAUCUCCUGAACCUGUUACUGCUCAAAUUGAGGAAACAAUGGAAGAGCUGGAAAUAACCGUGAAUGUCCCAGACGUAGCAUGCAUAGCUGUUGUUGAACAUCAGCUCUCAAACACAGAUGUGACCACUCAAGAGUUGAAACAAGAAGAAAAUUUGAAUGCAUUAUCAAUUGAAAUGACCACAGGAGACAAUACCCAAGAUGAAACAGGCGCCAACGAUGGAAGUACCGAAGCUGCCAUAGCUUUGCUUACAAUGGGGGAUCUAGUGUUGCAGUCGGAGAUCAGUACUGAACAGGGUAAUGGAGCAUGUGUACUUCCUGAUGUACUUUCAAAGGAUAAAAGCCAUAUUCCUUCUAGCUCAGAUAAUGUAAAGGAUGAAAUUGUUCAUGAAUAUCCAGAGUUUUCUUUACCUGCCAUUAGUACAACUGCUGCAUCAUUAGAAGAAAACAAGAUUGUAUUGGAGGAACAAAGUACUAGAGAAAAAAUUGAUUUAAUGGAGAAAGUAAAGAAAAAUGCUCCACCAACCAGGAAUACAACUCCUGAAGUGACCAAUAAUUUGAGACUAAGAAGUGGAUUUUCCAAGCCUAAGCCAAAUCCUAAGAAGAUUCUAGGGACCAGCAUGCUUGGUGCUCAUCAGGAAGUUCCCAGUUUGUUUGUAACCAAAGAGGAAGAAGUAGAAAUUCAAAGGGAAACUGAGAUAAAUGCUUCCAGAGGAACAGAAUUGGAAGAUAAUCACCUUGGAUCAGUUGUAACAGCAGAGAGUAAGGAGCAGAGCAAAUUGACAUGUGUACAUGAUAUCAAAGGGACCAGAAUUUCUCAAGAAAGAAACGUAAUUAAAAGAAAUGAUGAUCAAGAAGAGGGAUCUCAAGAGGUUCAGAUAUUGUCGGUUGCUCCAAUAGUUUCCUCUGAGACAGGGCCCCACACACUUGGUUCGGAUAGGGGUCUCAGUGAGGGUACUAUUGAAGAACCCCUGAGAAAGGACUCCAGUGGAGACAGUGUGCUUACACUUCAUGUGCCAAAGUGUACACCAACUAGUCCUCCAGAAGUCCAACAAGAGAAUGUAAUCAGUCCUCAAGACCUAACAGUGAAUCUAGUUGCUAAUGUACAUCAAAAUAGAGAAGAUGAGCAAGCAUUCAUUUUGACCCUGGUGGAAAUCCCAACCAAUGCAGUAGAAGAAUUUACUGAUACUGCUGCACAGUUAAUGCCAAACUCUUUACUGCCAGCACCCAUAUUGAUCAAAUCAGUGAAUACAGAAGAAAGUGACAUGAGUAUGAGUUUUCCAGUACCUUCAGUUGCUCAGAAUGUCAUGUGCUUAUCUGAUUCUGGAGGAGAUGAUUCUGAAAAGCCUCCUGAUAAUUUGGAUCUUAUAUCUAGGAAGAGAUUUCAUUGCAGGCUUGAAGAGAAGAACUGUGUUCCUCCUGCCAAAAAAAGUUCACUCACUUCAAGAGAUGGUUGUCAAGAAUAUACCUCUGAGGUGUGUUCAAAAAAAUUAAUAAAUGCUUUAGAGAAAACAGGAGCAUCUUAUAAGGGACAAGAUAUUUUUUAUACCUCAGGAAGCACAUAUACAACACCACAACCUCAGAAAAAGCAACUCAAACCCACUAUUCAGAGUAUAAGAACUAGAUCUCUUGAUAAAAUAGUAGCUACAUGUGCAGAAAAGAAUGCACCUCAGUUACCUGAGGAGGAGGUGAUUUUAUCUGAUAAGGAAGAAAGAACUGGUACUGCUUCUAAGUCUGAACAAAUAGAUAACAGCACAUCAUCUUCAAAAACUCUACUAUCCAGACCUGGCCGAAGACCCCUGGGAUUUUUAUCUUUAAUAUGUUCGAAGAAUAGUUUGGAGUCUGAGGAAUCAAUUCAAGUCCAUAAUAAGAAGCACCUAAAACCUCCAAUACCUAUAACAAGGCAAAACUUGAAAAGAUCUAACCCUCUAACUGAAAGUGAGGAAAAAGCCCCAAAAUCCUCUGAUCUGCUUCCGUCUCCAGGUAUUGUUAAUAUUCAGACCAAGAAUACUGGCAAUUCAGUAACUCAGGCUUCUAGCAAUCAGCCCUUACUGAAAGAAGCAUGUAAAAGUGGCAAAAACCGUUGGGCAUCUGAAAAGGAGCCAACAACAGUCUCUGAAUAUUUCUUUGGUGAUAUCUUUAUUGAAGUGGAUGAAGCAGAAUAAAACAAUUUUUUUUCCCGUCAAAUAUACAUCUACAAAGCAGUAUUUAGAUUAAAACGUUGUCUGUGUUUCUUCAGGUUAGUUUUGAAUGUUUAGUGGGCUUGGUUUUGAAGCUUUUAAAAUCAGUGGCAAACAUUGCUGAGGUUCGGUUCAUUCUGAUUGAUUCAGCAUUUUGGAAAUACCAAGCAAAUAGACUACUUUUUCAGACAGAAAUAGCAACUCGUUUACAUAUUGACUCUUUCUGUGCCUAGCACACAUGGACAUUUUGGAAUGUGGAUAAAUGUCUCUUUAUAUCUUUAUAUCAAUCAUAGUGCUGACAACAUAUUUGGAGGUUGAUUGUAUCUAACAUUUACUGAACUUCUUUUUGUGAAGAUUUUUCUUUCUUUCUUUCUUUUUUUUUGGAUGAUGAAGGCCUUUUCAGUUACGUCUAAGUAAAUGAAAGCAAGUUGUGAAACUCCAUUUUAGUGUGGUAAAUGUUAAAAAAUCUUUCUAUUAUUAGCUGUUGAUUGAAGAAUAUGUAUUUUUAUAAUGCAAGUUGAUGUAACAUUUGUCCUAAUUGAAGAUAUAAUAUUUAAACUUAUUUAUAAAGAUGAAACAUCAAAGAGCUUAUUUAUUUUUAAAUUUUAUUUAAAAGGAUAUUCAGUUUUAAUUGUUUUCACCUCUCAGAUUGUGGGUCCAGAAGACAUUAACAAAUUUUUUUUGUCUUUCUCUCUUUAUUUUAAGAUAUUUAAAAUGAUGUAACUAAAAGUGUUUGGGUAGUGUAUUUGCCUUGAAUACAUUUUUUUUUUCUCAUAGUUGUGUAUAUGGACUUUGUACUGUGAAUGUUUUUGUUUUUCUUAUUUCUUUUUCUAUUUCUUAGCUAAUCUUGACUUCAGGUAUGAAGCAUAUUUCCAUAGAAAACUCAAUCUCCUUUACAUCUGUACACACAUAUGCACACAUGUUCCUUUUUUAAAAAAACAGUAUGUUGAUAGUUUUUUCCCCAUUAAAUUCUGCACUUAAUCCUUAGGCCUUUAAGCAUAGAACUUAAUUGUAUUGUUUAUAUUGAAAACAAACCAAGAUAAUAAUAAUAAAUUCAUCAAUAUGAAUUUAAGGGUUAUUUUUAAUUUCAAGAUUUGGUGAUUUACAUCUGUAAUUCUAGUAUCUGUCCAAGCAAAUUUUUAGUGGUUCAAGUUAAACUUCUCAAAGAACAAUUAUUUAUUCUGAUUUUAUUUGAAAAGCCUCCUGGAUUAAUAAUACAUUAGACCAGGAAUCAGAAACAUUUUCUACAAAAUAUUUUCUGCUUUGUGGGCCAGCUGGUCUCUGUGACAUUGUCUCAACUCUGCCACUGUAGUGCAAAAGCAACCACAGACAGUACUUCAAUGAAUGGCCAUGGCUGGACUUGGCCUUAAUUUGCCAACCUCUGCAUUAGACAGUAAUUUUCUUACGUUAAGGUGCUAAAGUCUGUAUCUAUGAGUUAUUUGUCAUUGAUAUCAUGAAUUGUGCCUAAAAGUUAACUGUGUUUGCAUUAUGGAAGAUUAAUACUCAAUUAGGAAGAUGUUUUUUAAUCUAAAUAAUUGUGUUUGUAUAGUUCUUUUGUUUUUGUUUUUGUUUUUGUUUUUUAAUGGCGGCCAAUUGCCACUUUUCAAGUUUAUUAGUAAUAUAGGAUAUGGCUCAGCAAGUAUAAGUAAUGCUAAUUUAUUGAAACUAUUGAUAAAGCAUUUCUUGUUCACUUUUUGAUCACAAAAGAGGAUCUACAUAUCUGAGUGGAAAUUCUCUGUAGGAAUGCAUUUAUUUAUUUCAUGUGAUUAAUAUGUCACAAAAAAUCAUGGAAGUAAGUCACAUUCUGAAAAAAAGCUUAUUAAUUAGCAUUAUUUUGAGUGUUAGAUUGCUACAAUGAAAAAAAAAUACUUUAUCCCUUCUGUAAUUUUUAGUUUUUUUAACUUUGUUAACAUUGUUAACUUUAACAUUUGUCUCUUGUUUAUCUGUAAUAAAGUAAUUUUAUCCCUUGUGUAAUUUUUAUUUUUUGUUAACAUCUGUCUCUUGUUCAUCUGUAAUAAGGUAAUUUUAUCCCUUGUGUAAUUUUUAUUUUUUUUAACUUUGUUAACAUUGUUAACUUCGUUACAUCUGUCUCUUGUUCGUCUGUAAUAAACUAAUUUUGUGGAAGAUGUAAUUUCUUAUGUAUAAAGAAUGAUUUUAUAUUUGGAAAUUCAUUGUGUUAGAGAAUCAAGUCAGCCAGCUAAAUAUCCUACUGCUACAUCCUUAAGACUAAUCUUGGAAAAAAGAAACUUAAUCAGUGUAUUUACCUUAUAAGGUGGAAAGAGUUGUUGGCAACUAUGUUAAGUCCAAUUCAUAUAAAGAAGGUGUUGCAAAGAAUUUGUGUUUUAUAAGGCUAAAGGAGACAUGAUUAAAGGUCUUUAUCUUUUGACUUUUCCUCCUGAAUAGUUAUAUCUUAGCAACUGAUCGACAUGAUUUAAAAACCUAAUUGUUGAUAAAUGAUUGAGGCGCAAAUAAAAAUAUUAAUAUCCACUCUUUACCACCAUGUUCUUUAACAUAGAAAUGACAAUGUAUACUAUCUGGCUUGAAGAAGUCUGACAAAAAAGCAAUUAUCUAUUGUUUGUAAAUUUUCUUGUUCCAAAGAAAGCAGUUAUGUUCUAUAAAUUAUGUAAAUAAAAGUUAUUUUAUACCCUU
This is a messenger RNA of Choloepus didactylus (southern two-toed sloth), 10184 nucleotides long. It is a transcript of the gene BDP1, whose product is annotated as B double prime 1, subunit of RNA polymerase III transcription initiation factor IIIB. The transcript is spliced from 39 exons. Gene Ontology annotation, molecular function: TFIIIC-class transcription factor complex binding. Gene Ontology annotation, cellular component: transcription factor TFIIIB complex. The record is from RefSeq and is a predicted model, not a curated record. NCBI's taxonomy places the organism in Eukaryota, Metazoa, Chordata, Mammalia, Pilosa, Megalonychidae. Gene Ontology annotation, biological process: RNA polymerase III preinitiation complex assembly. Bases 168 to 7520 code for a protein of 2450 amino acids.